This is a messenger RNA of Phacochoerus africanus (Common warthog), 2054 nucleotides long. RefSeq names its product DNA fragmentation factor subunit beta (gene DFFB). Bases 164 to 1189 code for a protein of 341 amino acids. Gene Ontology annotation, molecular function: DNA endonuclease activity. Lineage: Eukaryota; Metazoa; Chordata; Mammalia; Artiodactyla; Suidae. The record is from RefSeq and is a predicted model, not a curated record. Gene Ontology annotation, biological process: apoptotic process; apoptotic DNA fragmentation. Gene Ontology annotation, cellular component: nucleus; cytoplasm. The transcript is spliced from 7 exons.
CGUACAAGGCGGAAUCAGCCGCCACAUCCUCCGGCCUUCUGGGUAAUGUAGUUUCUGGAGGGAGGCGCUCAGCCUUGAUUUCUCCAGUCGUGGAGCCCACCUGAGCGGACCCCAGGCUGGGCCAGCCAAGCAGGUGCUGUCCGCGGGGCCAGAGGCUCUGAGGAUGUCUGUGGUGUCCCGGAAACCCAAGACGUUCAAGCUGCGGGCCCUGCUCAGCCAGAAGAAGUUUGGGGUGGCAGGCAGGAGCUGCGAGGAAGUGCUGCGGAAGGGGUGCCUCCACUUACAGCUCCCUGUGCCCGGCUCCCGCCUGUGCCUCUAUGAGGACGGCACGGAGGUGACUGAAGAUUACUUCUGGAGCAUCCCCGACGACUCGGAGCUAGUGCUUCUCACCACGGGCCAGACCUGGCAGGGCUAUGUGAGUGACAUCAGCCACUUCCUGAGCGUGUUCCAGAAGCCGCAUGCUGGGGUGAUCCAGGCUGCCCGGCAGCUGCUGUCCGACGAGCGGGCCCCGCUGCGGCAGAAGCUCCUGGCCGACCUCCUGGGCACCGUCAGCGAGAACAUCGCGGCGGAGACCAGAGCCGAGGACCCGCCGUGGUUUGAAGGUCUGGAGGCCCGAUUUAGGAGUAAGUCUGCCUACCUGAGGUACAGCUGCGAGAGCCGGAUCCGGAGCUACCUGAGAGAGGUGACCUCAUGCGCCUCCUUGGUCAGUGUGGCGGCUCGGGAGGAGUACCUGCAGGUCGUGGGUGCCAUGUGCCAGGAGCUCCAGGCUGCGCGGUACAAUGGCAGCUACUUUGACCGGGGGGCUAAGGCAGGCCGCCGGCUCUGCACGCCCGAAGGCUGGUUCUCCUGCCAGGGUCCUUUCGACACGGACGACUGUGCCUCCAGACACUCCAUCAACCCCUACGGGAACAGGGAGAGCCGCAUCCUCUUUAGCACCUGGAACCUGGACCACAUAAUAGAGAAGAAGCGCACAGUGGUCCCCACGCUGGCUGCAGCCGUCGGCGACGCGGAGGGGAGGGCGGUGGACUGGAAGUACUUCUACAGCCUGCUCUUCACCUUGGACAACCUCAAGCUGGUCCAUGUCGCCUGCCACAAGAAGACCACGCACAGACUCCGCUGUGACCCCAGCAGGAUCUACUGCGCCCAGGCGGCGCCCAGGAGGAAGCGGCCCAUUCACCGGCGCCGGUGACGUGGCCCUGGGCAGCGCGUGCCACCUUCUGACAGGUGCUGCUUUUUUUGGCCACUGGAAAAAAAAAACCUUGAAAAAGGCUUCCCACAAAUUCUGGUUUCGGCAGCUUUCUGCCGCUGUUUUCUGCACCCCUGCGAGCCCAGGGGACAAGUCUGGUGGCUCCCGGGACGCCCGGGGUCAGGAGCAGCCUGGCCCCUGUGUGCAUGGGUGUAGUGUCCUCGCUCAGGAGGCUCCCAGGCUUUGGGGACUUGUGUGUUUCGGCCCCAGCCCCGCUCUCCACUCCCAGGCAAAGGCCUCUCCUCAACGCACCGAAGAGUUGUGACCCUUUUGGGGUAAAAUACAAGGAUGUUCGCUGCUGUAUUGUUUAUAACAGCAAAAAGCGGGACAACCUCCCCCUGUCUGUCCAGGGGAACGGCCGAUGGUGGCUGAACUAUGGGAAACUGCUGUGCGUGUGGGUUGAAGGUGGCCAGUUGUCAUUAAUUUCUGGAUUCAGUCCUACAUCUAUGCCAUGCAGAACUCUGUAACAGUUUCAGGCAUUUAGGUGAGAAAUGGGGGGCCCGCUGUUAGGGGCACAAGGCAGGCAGCUUGGCCAGGCCAGGGUGAUCCAGGUGUUUGUCACACGUACGUGCUGUUGGUGCAGAGACAGGAAGGGGGGAUGCCCCGCGUGGGAACAGCAGGCACGGGGGUGGGGGGUGCGGCAUGACUGGAUUACAAAGGAUCAUUUUCUCAAUCAUGCAUUUUCUACUACUUGAAGUUUCUGAAAUGAGCAUUUCAUAAUUUAAAAAAUUAAAGUCAUAUUUUGUCAUAUUUGAAUUUUUGCCUUUAUUGUAUAAUCACAAUAAGCAAUAAAAAGUUUUAAAACACA